Molecule: messenger RNA, 669 nt
Organism: Pseudomassariella vexata
Lineage: Eukaryota; Fungi; Ascomycota; Sordariomycetes; Amphisphaeriales; Pseudomassariaceae
Exons: 2
Coding region: 1-669 (222 amino acids)
Biological process (GO): ubiquitin-dependent protein catabolic process
Cellular component (GO): cytoplasm
Molecular function (GO): ubiquitin protein ligase activity
Source: RefSeq, a predicted model, not a curated record
AUGGCAAGUAAUCCGUACGAAGUCGAGCACGGCAUCAAGCCCUCCGCCCCUCGCCAAACGCGGCGGCCCGACAUGUCAUCAUUCCACUCGGCUCUUCACGAAUUAUUGCCCGAACCAUCCUCGUCAAGUUCCAACCGCAACGUGGGACCGACACCCGACGCCCUGAGAAGCCUUUUCACCUUGGUGCUCGACCAAAUGACGGCCCUCCGAAACCAAGCCCCGGCUGGAGUCGAUACGGAGCUGCUGCAGGGUCUCAUCGAAGAGCUGGUGGUCGACAGGGAGCAUCCCGAUAUGAAGGGUUUCUUGACACAGGAUGACCUAGACGCGCUGGACCGGGUGCCGAAGAAGCAGCUCAAACAGGGAGAGCUAUGCCCGAUUUGCACCGAGGCCUUCCUCGACGAUCCGUAUCCGUUGGUGGUGGUGCUGCCGUGCUCGGACGAGCGCAUCGAUCCAGCCACUGGACUGACCAUCCACGUCAAGCAUGAGAAGCAUCGGUUUGAUCUCGAGUGCGUGGGGCCUUGGCUCUUGAGUAAAGGGUCCUGUCCCAUGUGUAGGCAAGAUGUGAAUGCGGAGAAGAAGAGAAAGGAGAUAGGGAAUCAGGAGAGGAAGAAGGCUAAUGCGGUGGACGACGAGGACGAACAGGAUAUCGUAGACGGGCUGUAUGGAUGA